GUGUGUGUGUGUGUGUGUGUGUGUGUGUGUGUGUGUGUGUGUGUGUGUGUGUGUGUGUGUGUGGCUCCGAAGGUCCGUGGGAAAGAAUCGCAUCGAUGAGAACACGGUCAGUUGUCCAGUCCACUGUGUAGACUACCUGUCCCUGGGUGCUGCUCUAAACACACCGCAGAACCGGGCAGCGCUGUCGGAAUAAACAGUUUGCUUGUUUUGGACUUUGGAGACAUUGAAGUCACUGCAUGCUGCAUCAGAAGGAAUUAAAGCGGAGGAUUCAAAAUAUUAUUAUACUUAACUCUCGUGAGGAAUUCGGCGGAUCCACUGUUUUUAGAAAGUAAAAGCGUCCCGCCUCGUCCCUGGAGGAGAGAGGAGCCCCCCUGAGGAGAGAGAGGAGCCCCCCUGAGAGGAAAGGAGCCCCCGUGCUGAGCCAUGAAGCGGCCGUGCGAGGAAAGCAGCUCCGGGGACAGCGACGCCGACGGGACCAUCGAUGUGGGCAGCGACAGCGGUUAUCCCCGACACGUGAAUGGGUCUUUUCUCAGAUGUGGAUCCCCGAACAACCCCACACAAACCCUGGCGAGGAAAAAACGAAGAGGGAUUAUCGAGAAGAGGCGCAGGGACCGGAUUAACUACAGCCUUUCGGAGUUGAGGAGGCUUGUUCCCACCGCCUUCGAGAAACAGGGCUCGGCCAAGCUGGAGAAGGCGGAGAUCCUGCAGAUGACGGUGGACCACCUGAAGAUGCUCCAGGCCAGCGGGGGGAAAGGUUAUUUCGACGGCCACGCCCUGGCCCUGGACUUCCUGUCCCUGGGCUUCAGGGAGUGUGUGUCCGAGGCCUCCCGCUUCCUGGGCUCCGUGGAGGGCCUGGAGCCCAGCGAGCCCCUGCGCCUGCGCCUCCUGUCCCACCUCUCCUCCUGCGCCUCCCACCGCGACGCCGCCGCCAUGACCCUCCUGGCCCCUCCUCUGCCACCCCCGACGCCCCCCCCGCCGCACCACCACAACCACCACCACCACCAUCACCCGGCCCCGCCCUUCCCCUGGACCGCAGCGGCCGCCGCCAUCGCCACGGCAACCGCCUUCCACUCCUUCCCCCCCCCCACCGCGUUCGGACUGAGCGUGCUCCCCGGCGGUGGGGCGGCGGGAGGAGAAGGAGGAGGUGGAGGGAGGGGCUGUGGCGGUUUCGCCCCCCACAGGAUGGGGGAGGUGUUGCAGCGUAGCCCGUCGGUCUCCACGCUAAGGUCCUUCUCCUCCUCCUCCUCCUCCUCCGACGUCACCUCCACCUCCUCGCCCUCCGUCUCCUCCUCUACCUCCUCCCUCAGAAGCUCCAGCCUGCUCUGUUGCACCUCCUCAUCCAGCAGCUCCAGCUCUCUGCUGCCCCUCUCCCCGGUGGUACAGCCCUCACCCCUCCUGCUCUCUGGCGGGUUCAACCACGUCGCCUCCUCCCUCCCCCCUUCCUCCCUCUCCUCCCCCAGCCCCCCCAUCUCCUCCACUUCCUCUUCCUCCACCCCCCUCACCUCCUCCGCCCAGUGCAAGCACUACAGACCUUGGGGGAGAGAGGUUGGCGCAUGCUGACCCCCCACACACACUUUACUGGCUACUAGCAUCCCCUAGCUAGCUAGUUUAGCUCAAUAAUCUCAUUUAUAUGACUACAUUCUAAGACACACUUACUGUUUUAUCUGGCUGGUUUAAAAACUGCUACCUACCAAACCGCCUUACUUUGCUGGAUUUAUAACAGCUGGUUUGUAAUCGCAUUGAUUAACCAGGAAUAACACUGAAUGAUUGUUGUUGAAUUCUUUUACACGCCUGCUCAUUUUUAUGGCUCAACAGAUAUUAUUCACAAGCAGUUUGAGUGAGUCUGGCGUUAUCACUGAGGUUUACCAGUACAAAUAUUAAAUAUAUUUUAUAUGUUCUUAUAAUUUUGUUGUUUUUCAAAUCUCUACGUUUUUUCAUUUUCUUCACAAAACAUUUAUAAUUUUCAAUCUAACUGCCCACAGGGAUGUUUGAAGAUUUUUUCAAUUUAAUUUGAGUUUAUAUGUACGAAUGUGUUAUGGUGAGAUGAAAGACGUUACAAUUCAUUAAAUCAUGCUUACUAAUGUCUAAAAAAGCAGUUGAUAUUUUCAUUCAGCAACGAAAUUGUAAAGAAAUGUAAAUGUACAUUUUUACCUUGUUAGCUUUUCUACAAAGAAAAAAUAUAACAGCUCUUCAUCAAAUGUUUCCAGCUUAACUUUAACUUGAUUAAAUCCCUACCGAUCCAAA
This is a messenger RNA of Gadus morhua (Atlantic cod), 2244 nucleotides long. RefSeq names its product hes-related family bHLH transcription factor with YRPW motif 2 (gene hey2). The transcript has 6 exons. The record is from RefSeq and is a predicted model, not a curated record. Lineage: Eukaryota; Metazoa; Chordata; Actinopteri; Gadiformes; Gadidae. The coding region runs from base 424 to 1560 and encodes 378 amino acids. Gene Ontology annotation, biological process: regulation of DNA-templated transcription. Gene Ontology annotation, molecular function: DNA binding; protein dimerization activity.